Molecule: messenger RNA, 1173 nt
Organism: Talaromyces proteolyticus
Lineage: Eukaryota; Fungi; Ascomycota; Eurotiomycetes; Eurotiales; Trichocomaceae
Product: GA4 desaturase
Exons: 1
Coding region: 1-1173 (390 amino acids)
Molecular function (GO): oxidoreductase activity
Source: RefSeq, a predicted model, not a curated record
AUGGCGUUGGAAACUGAUAACCAGCAGAAUCUUCUAGGAAAAUUUACGAUUCCGGUCAUAGACGAAGAUGCCAAAAAUGACAAUCCAUGGCACCGAAACUACCACCAACCUCCGCGAUUCAAAAAGCUCGAGCCACAUAGUUUUCCAGUUCUCGAUAUUAGACCAGAUAUAUCGCGUCCGGAAUAUACGCCCCAGGCCUUACUUAAGAGCCAUGGAUUUGGAGUUGUCAAACACGAGUCUUCGUUGUUUGAGAAUACUUCGCCCGACUUCGAUGACGGCGAAGUUGUUUAUCCAAGCGAGCAGACUAUCGUUGAAAAGUACUAUCCUGAGAUGAAAGAUCUUAUAAUAAAAGAAUUGGGGGCUAAAGAAAUAUAUAUAACCCACAGUAUUGUGCGGGGAGGCGAAGUCCCUGAGGUAUAUAAGCUACCGACGGGGCUCAAUGUGAAACCACAUGAAAGCCAGCCUGAUCAGAAGAAAGGUGGGAAAGUUGAUUCAGAAUCAAACAACGAAGACUAUGACCGUCAUAUACACGUAUCCACAGGACAGCCAAUACGUGUACCUCAUCAAGACUAUACACCACUUGGGGCACGACAGUCAUUGCGUCAUCAAAGGCAAGAUAUAUACCAAUGUGCUCUUGAAAGCGGGAUUCUAGAGGCUGAAGACGGUAUAUGUGACGGCCAACCAUUUUCAGCUGAAAGCAAAGAGUCGGAAAAUUUGAUUUUCGAGAAGUACAACUCUGUGGAAAAACUGGGACCUCGAUAUGCGGCGUAUAGCAUCUGGCGCCCUCUAAAAAAGGUCCAGCGAGACCCCUUAGCCUUAUGCCCGAGAACCAAGUUCAAUCAAAACGACUCUCUCAUAUAUUGGCCGUAUCUGAAUAAAGUGCCAGGGCAUCCAGACCUGGGUGGGGAUUUUUUGAAAGAAUAUGCAAUUUUAGGACUGGACAAGUUCGUGUGCGACAGCUGUGGAAACAAUGAUUUUAUACCUUUGAAAUGGUACUACGUUUCUGAACAGAGGACGGAUGAGGUUUUAUUUAUCAAACUAUUUGAUAGUGCCGCUCUGGGUGAGAAUACCGAACAUGCCGGUGCUCCAUGGCAUGCAAGCCCAGAUUUGGGUGAUGCUAAAAAUGGUGAGCCCAGGGAAAGUAUUGAACUCCGUGUGAUGGUCUUCUGGUAG